This is a messenger RNA of Teleopsis dalmanni, 652 nucleotides long. RefSeq names its product BLOC-1-related complex subunit 8 homolog. NCBI's taxonomy places the organism in Eukaryota, Metazoa, Arthropoda, Insecta, Diptera, Diopsidae. The coding region runs from base 91 to 630 and encodes 179 amino acids. Gene Ontology annotation, cellular component: BORC complex. The transcript is spliced from 3 exons. The record is from RefSeq and is a predicted model, not a curated record.
UGUUAAUGAAUGUAUUGUUUCUUGUUGGAAUAACAUUAAAAAGUAAAUAAAUUGUUGAAGACUUAUCAAAUACUUCGUUAAAUAGAUUUAAUGACAACUUCAGAAAGAGAAUUGAACUUUAGAGCUAAAAAGACCUCAGAGAAAAUUUCGGAAAAUGUUCAUAUAGUUGCUAAUGAUCCAUCCUUGGCGUUUUUUCGUAUACAGGAGCAUGUAAGAAAAGUGUUACCGCCACUUUUGGAAAAACGAAGUGAAGUUCUGCGGUUACAGAACAAUUUGCAGGGACAUUGUUAUGAUAUGGAAUAUGCUUUAAGUGCGGUAAAAAAUAUAGAAGGCUCAGAAAGUAUUUUAAGAAACAUUCAGGAAAUCGCAAAAUCUUCAGUAUUUUUAAAACAGCAACUGAAAUUUGAAGAUGGAAAAAAUAAAUCAAAACGUGAAAGUUCACGUAAUUCUAUGUACAAAAGAUUUUCUGCCCACUUGACAUUAGAUUUUCCGGAACUUCCGGAUUUUAGUGGGGCCAUGAGAGAUACCGGAUAUAUGAUGGAGACUAUAAUGACAACAAAUAGAAGAGAGCAUAACGUGCAACAAAACUCAGUAGGAGAAUUACAACGAUCACAUACAACUUUGCAUUAAAUGUUAGUUUUUAUAAAAAAAA